CGUCGCUUCACACGCUGAGGUGUUUUCUUACCACUAAUGGACGACGAGGAGACCGAACUUCGGAACCCGUUUCCCUCGCCACCUUCCCACUACACGCGCUACACGAACCACAACCUCAAGCUCCUCGAGCUUUUGAAAGAGCGCGCCAGCGAGGGCGUGGAUAUCAGCACGCUCAACCAAUAUGAUGUCCUCUCGGACCAGACGGACGUGCCUGAAUGGCCCCUGGCGACGCUGGAGAAGCCGCGCGUAGACUGGAUACUGGAGGAGGGACACUACACGGUCUUCGGGGAUACUUGGUUUAUCAAGGAGACUAUCCCUUCGCUAGCUGAACUGGGCGGACACCAGUUGUACCCCCAGGAUCCCGGCGUCGACCGCCGCCCGGCACUCCGCAGCAUCCUGCGCUCCCUGCUGGUGACCUACUCGAAACUCCUGACUUCCCUCCUUGCUCCCCCACCUACGAGCUCUUCCGAAGGGGAGCCCGAGUGGAAGCAGCACCUGGAAUGGAUCAACGUCCUUGCGCAGAACGUGAUGGCAGCCGCCAACGACCUUCGGCCAGUGCAAGCACGGGGAAAUCUGGAGCUGAUGAUGCGAAGGCAGCUGGAGGUUAGGAGGGAGGAGACGAAGACGAUCCAUUCCAAAUGCGACUCACUAGAAGCACAGCUCGCUGAGCUGCGGCAGUCUGCACAAAGCUUGAGCUCCGCUGCGAGUGCAAAUCCUAGCCAGGGCGCGACAUCCUCGCCCGUGCCGCCGCCCGACCCGAGCCAGAUGUCUCACGAAGAUGUCUUGCGAUGGGCAGAGGAACUUGUCUGAACCUGCGCUUCAUCACACCACGAUUGCCCAACACACACCGUCUGAAGUUUCAGCUCGUUGUCUAGCACGAAGUCGAGCAGGCAUACGCAUCGGCUAAACUCCGAGGAGUUCAGCCCGUCAGCGCUUCACAGCUCGCGAUCAAACUCUACCGCUUUCUCAGUGUUUGAAAUGGAGGCGACCGGAACCCUCGCGCUGUGCUUCGGCUCCGACGGCGGGGAGGUUGUCAGAGUACCCCCCGGCCAACGAGUAUCUAAUGGGAAUUGGGCAGGCCAGUUACCGAUGCCAUAUCCGCGCUCGGGGAGAGGGAGCAAGUCUGCGAAGACCGCUGUCUGAUUGAAGGGUCUGUCCGUUCGCACCUGAGGCGUAUGUGGCCCGCGCCUCAUGACUGAUAGGUGUAUCAAUUCGAAGCUGAGCUUGCGUUUGGAAUGAGGUGGUAAGACGCCGAGAAGGCGGCAGUGCCCCUGCGCCCAGUCCUGUAUAUAUAAAGCUCCGCCGCCCAAUUCCAAUCACUUCCUCUG
Messenger RNA from Dichomitus squalens LYAD-421 SS1, 1328 nucleotides. RefSeq lists its product as uncharacterized. Bases 37 to 810 code for a protein of 257 amino acids. The record is from RefSeq and is a predicted model, not a curated record. Gene Ontology annotation, biological process: regulation of transcription by RNA polymerase II. The transcript is spliced from 5 exons. Gene Ontology annotation, molecular function: transcription coregulator activity. Lineage: Eukaryota; Fungi; Basidiomycota; Agaricomycetes; Polyporales; Polyporaceae. Gene Ontology annotation, cellular component: mediator complex; core mediator complex.